AUGGAUGUAGACGAACAGGGACGGAAAAUCAACAUCCGCAUCCACGCACCAACAAUCGAAUGUCCACCAAAGGUGGAUUUUUACCGCAACUCUAUCGAUGUUGUGCGUCCCUCUAUGGGUCAGCUUAUCCAUGGAAAUAAAGUCGCACCGGAAGAGACUAAGAUCGACUUAGUCAAGGCAUGCCUUCUUGGAACCGUCAUAGUACUAAUAGCUGGUUUUGUGACAUUCAUUAGUGCUAUCUCCAUGAGCGCGAUUUGCACAAAUGGAGUUGUCAAAGGAGGCGGCGCCUAUUUUUUGAUAUCGCGUUCUCUCGGUCCCGAGUUUGGUGGCUCAAUAGGCAUAAUUUAUUCUAUAGCCAACGCUAUUGCUGCAGCAAUGUAUGUCGUUGGCUUUGGUGAGACACUACGAGAUGUGCUCAAAGAGCACGAUGCCAUGUUCGCUUCGGAUUUGUGGGUUGUGCGGAUAGUAGGAUGGGGUAUGUUAUAUGAAGAUCAUGUAGUGACGUUGCAU
Cylicostephanus goldi is the source of this 510-nucleotide messenger RNA. The record is from the annotation of a GenBank genome assembly. Lineage: Eukaryota; Metazoa; Nematoda; Chromadorea; Rhabditida; Strongylidae.